This is a messenger RNA of Triticum turgidum subsp. durum (durum wheat), 510 nucleotides long. The record is from the annotation of a GenBank genome assembly. NCBI's taxonomy places the organism in Eukaryota, Viridiplantae, Streptophyta, Magnoliopsida, Poales, Poaceae.
AUGGCUACGAAAAACUCUGCUGUCUUCCUCCUCGGGCUUCUCUCUUGCGUUGCCAUGAGCAGCGCGGCGAGAAUUCUAGAAGAGACCAUUUCUUCCAAGGAGGAGCACCAGCCCGAGGUGCCAUCGCUUCCCAAAGUAGAACUGCCACCGUUCCCGGAAGUGCAUCUGCCACCUAAGCCUGAGCUUCCCAAGGUGGAGCUGCCGCCGCUCCCGGAGGUGCACUUGCCAUCUAAGCCUGAGUUGCCCACUGUUCCCGGGUUCCACCUCCCGGAGCCGGAGGUUGAGCUGCCACCAUUCCCGGAGGUACAUCUGCCACCGAAGCCCGAGCUGCCCAAGGUAGAGCUGCGGUCGUUCCCUGAGGUGCACCUGCCAUCAAAGCCCGAGCUGCCAACGUUCCCGGAGGUGCACCUUCCAGCCAAGCCGGAGCUGCCUAAGGUGGAGCUGCCGCCAAAGCCAGAGAUGCCCACCAUCCCGGAGUUCCACUUCGCGGAGCCGGAGGCUAAGCCAUGA